Cucurbitaria berberidis CBS 394.84 is the source of this 1224-nucleotide messenger RNA. RefSeq lists its product as uncharacterized. NCBI's taxonomy places the organism in Eukaryota, Fungi, Ascomycota, Dothideomycetes, Pleosporales, Cucurbitariaceae. The coding region runs from base 1 to 1224 and encodes 407 amino acids. The record is from RefSeq and is a predicted model, not a curated record. The transcript has 2 exons.
AUGCUCAGCGGGCCCCCGAGGAUCGUCCCCUUCGUCGUUAUCUUCCUCGUUCUUUGCCUUGUGUGGUGGUACCUUCACAUUGUCCCAGGCGCGUCAUCAAUACCGGCAUGGAAGUCAGGCGCUUUAACAUCGUCUACGCCGCCCGCGUCGUUGCGCGGCGACCCGCUCGACUUUGGAAUCCCGCUGCGGUUUACAGAUGGCCAGGCUAAACCGCCAGGCAGCAAUUACACCUUCAAGAUUGUGAUACCUAAGACGGAGAAAGAAGACAUAGGGUGGAUGGCGGAAGAGAUUCCAGAUGCGCCGCUAGUCAUCUACGAAGUAGACAAGGCAGAUGCGGAGCACAAGAUCCCUAAGAAUAAGGGCCGCGAGGCCAUGGUGUACCUAUCCUACAUCAUCGACCAUUACGACGAUCUCCCCGACACGACUAUCUUCAUGCACGCCCACCGCCACGCGUGGCACAACAACAUGCUCCUCGGCCUCGACGCUGCACAAAUGAUAAAGCGCUUGAACCACGAACGCGUAGCUCGCUUAGGUUACAUGAACGUACGCUGUCACCACGACCCGGGCUGCCCAGACUGGAUACACAUGGACCGCCCCGGCGGCGACUUUGACUUCUACCAUAAGCCCGAGGAGAUUUACUGGCGGAGGGCCAUUUGGGAAGAGAUACACCCUGGCGCAUCCAUCCCGCCAUCGAUAUCAGGUAUCUGCUGCGCGCAGUUUGCCGUGUCGCGACAACGUAUCAGGGAGGUGCCCAUCGAGCGCUUCAUACACUAUCGCAAGUGGCUCCUCACCACAGGCAUGGACGACCAGUUCUCUGGCCGCGUGUUUGAAUACAUAUGGCACUAUAUUUUCACCGGCCAUGAGGUCCUUUGCCCCGCCAUGAACACAUGCUACUGCGACGGUUACGGUAUCUGCUUCGGCGGUCGGCAGAAGUUUGACGACUACUUUGCGAAACAGGAUGAGCGGAAUAAGCAAAAUGAGAUGCUGGACGCGUACAAUAAGAGAGAGGAGGAAGCCAAGAAGGAGAACAAGGACCCGGGCUUCAACCAAACGGAGAUUGAAGAUCGGGAUAAGCUGCGACGCACAAUCGGGUCUAUGGAUGUGGAGAUGGAUAAAUUACGGGAAGAAGCGAAGAAGAGGGGAGAUGAUCCGAAGGCGAGGAAAGAGGAGACGGAGACUUGGGACUCUUCGCAUAUUUGGGACUAUGCGCCGCAUGGCGAUUAG